GGAGACCAAUCCACAGCGCUACUUCCUGUGAUGCUAACCUCGAGUCUAGAAAACAGCUGACGCGUCGAUAUUUGAGCGUCGGUCGAUCGCAGGAUAUGUCGCCGCACAGAGAUGCUAAACUUCCACCGCUAUCACCGUCACAAAAACAAAUACUUACAAAUGACCACAGUGUUCCAAAUAACACUGUCCAGAUGCCAGCGGAGGGACAAGAAGGACAAAGUGCAGUGAGAAAGUUGUGUGUUGCAGGCGGCAGUCACAUUUAUGCAGGCGCAGGGAGAAAGCCCCAACUGCUGAUGCACAUGGAAAACUAUGUGACAAGGGAGCUUCAUACUAUCAGUCCCAAUGAGCCCAAACACCAGGAAGUGAAGCUACAGGUCUACCGUCAUAUCUUUGGUUGUUUCAUCAAAGAGUUCAAAACCUACCAACCCAUUCUGUCUGCUAUCAAAAAGGAAUAUGAAAACACGUUGGCAUACCAGCAGGAUCAAAUCCGAGAACUGGAACCACUGCGAUCCCAGCUGUGGCUGGUGAGGGAGGAAUGUGAGCGGAAGAUUCAAGCUCGCUCUGGAGAGGAGCAGGUGGAGAUCGGAGCCUUGAAAAGGGAGAAGCAGCAGCUGCAGAGGGACAUCGAGGCCGCGAGGGAGAAAGACACGGGCACUCAGCAAGUGGUAGAACAUCUGCAGUGUGAGCUGUCUAACCAGUAUCUGCGGUACCGGGAGGAGCGUGACGCCCGCAGGUUGCUGAUUGGGCAGCUCAGUUACCUGACAAGAGCUUCUGGGAAGGAGGAGCACAGUGCAGAUGAAAAUACAGAAGAGGCCAAGGAUCCAGAGGCGCUGCAGCUCGCUCUGAGGGUCUGUCGAGGAGACCUGACUACAGCCCAGGAGGAGCUCACAAGGAUGAAGGCAGAGUACUGGGAUGUUGUACCACGACGCAACUGGGACACCCUGGAACAAACACAUGAGCAGACACUCCUGCAGUUGAAGACGCUGCAGGGUGACUUUAAUCAGCUGAGGAGUGAGUACGACACCUUGCUGGAGCUCCAUAAAGGAAGUGACAUGCCGGUUGAGACACUCGACUCAACCACUGUGCAGGUGGAUUUGAGUUUGUCUAAGGGACAAAGGCAAAUUCAGUCCAGCCAGCGUGAGAGCGACACCCUCACUGUCCAGGAGUUCAGGGAAGACGUGAGCACAGCGUUCCCUCUGAAGACGGAUGAGGAAAUCAAUGAACUUGUGACCUUGGCUCAAAGUGAAGCAGACAGAAACAAUGACAUCAUCUCCUCCCAGAGGCUCCACAGCUUGCCUGAAGAAUCUGGUGUGGCAGCCCAACCUCCAGUUCUUGACCAAUCCGAGGACAAUGUUGAAUCAAAUAGUUUUCCAGCCAGCAACUGAUAUAAAGUUGUAAUAUUUGUAUUCGUGCCAUUCCCCCUCUGCUGUUAUGGGACCAGAAAUCCAAAUCCCACCAAUUAAUAUAAUAACUAUCAAAUGUGCCUUGUAGAAUUGGUAAAGGUCAUCUUGCAAUAUAAUUAUAUUUGUAUGUUUAUUCUUAUUCAUUACAUUGUCAACAGACUUUAAAUGUGCAGUUUUCUUGUUAAAUGGACAAACUGGAUCUGCACAUAAAAGAAAGAGCUAUUCAUCCAAUUCCAGAUCGCAUGGAAAACCACAUAAUAUAGACCACACUUAAGAAUCACUGCAUCAGAGAGGAACGUUUAUCAUGGUGCACAGUUAUCAGAACUCUGCACCAUCGGGCUCAGUCUGUACGCACAAGGUCAGACGGCAACGAAAAGAAACUAACACAUAUCCAAAAUAACUUAAAACAUGUGGUUAUCCCAGCUGGGCCUUUAUCCAAACAACAAAACGGAGAAACAGGGCAGAAAGGGAGGAAAAGAAAGAUCAACAGAACAAUGUAGCUGGAGAAUCUGAAAAACUCAGGAGGAUUUCCCACAAACACCACAUCCCAGUACACAUCAAGCCUGCCAACACACGGAGGCAGACACUGGUCCACCCCAGAGUCAAAACACCCAGAGAGUAUCAGAUCAACGCAGUAUGCAGGAAUGCUCAGAUCUGUACAUUGGGGAAACUAAACAACCCAGCUCAGCACAGGAGAGACAGCUCCUCAGAUUAGGUCCCAACAGUCCACCUACAUCUUAUAGGACAAGGGACAUUCACUGGAAGACAACAAUGUCCACAUUUUGGCCAGGGACGACAGGUG
Pleuronectes platessa (European plaice) is the source of this 2205-nucleotide messenger RNA. RefSeq names its product translin-associated factor X interacting protein 1 (gene tsnaxip1). The record is from RefSeq and is a predicted model, not a curated record. Gene Ontology annotation, cellular component: cytoplasm. The coding region runs from base 96 to 1385 and encodes 429 amino acids. The transcript is spliced from 11 exons. Lineage: Eukaryota; Metazoa; Chordata; Actinopteri; Pleuronectiformes; Pleuronectidae.